AUGAGAUCAUUUACAUUGGAAACCUUCGCCUGCUUAGCAGUGGCUGCAUCAGCGCUGCAUAUUCCCCGCCAAGAAAAUACCCUCUUGGUCGACGUUGCUCCCGACUAUCCUCGGCCAUAUGUUCUACCCAGAUUCAAAGGUCGGGCUGUCAAACUGACCGGCUCAGACAUUAUUCGGUUCGCCAUCACUGCGAACUCAUCUGGAGGUGCAUUUUCCAUGGUCCAGCACAAUGGCAAGACCUCAGGCUGGACAGCCGCCAGACCCCACACUCAUGAGAAAACUCACGAGCACUUUUAUUGCACCCGAGGCCGCGUGGAGCUCUGGGCACAAAAGAAUAUCACCGGCGCCAACCACGAGGCCCGAGUUGCUUCCGUGGGCGACUACGGGAAUGCGCCUCCAGGCACUAUACACACCUUUCAACUUAUCGACCCGGAUAGCCAAUUGAAUCACAUUUUUCAUCCAGCUGGCUUCGAGAAUCUCUUUGCGAAGCUCAGUCUCGGCGAAUACGAAUCCGAAGUUGGAUCGCCAUACGUUGCGAUUGAGAAGGACCCUGACCCGUUUGGAGUUCUUACCCCUGAGGUGUACGAACAGCUUCGAUCCAUGGACUUGAUUGCCGCUUCAGCAGAAGCAUUCACGCCUAGAAGAGAUUUGAUCAACGGCACUGCGGGCGACGCCGGAUCACCUUGGCAUGACGGACCAAAUAGCUUUCCAUCUGAUCCAACUGAGCCAUAUUUCAUUGCCAACAACUACGGCUCAGCAUAUCUCAACUCCGAGGACGGCUACAAAGUCAUACAACCUCUGGUCACACCCACGCAGACGGAUGGAAACUUCACCAUGGGUACCAUAGUACUCUCCCCGAAGCUUGAUAAUCAAGCCCCAACGACGGUCACACUACCUCAUCAUUUUGCCCUAGAGCUACAAGAGGGCCAACUGUCUCUAUCCGUGGAUGGGUUCGAAAGUCUGAGCCUGCUGCAGGGAGAUGUCGCCUUCGUAUCUGCUCACAAGACCUUCUCUUUUUAUGCCACGGUGCCCUUGACCAAACUUCUUUACAUGAAUGGCGGGGACCAAGGAUUGGAUCAUCAGCUGCUGCAGAAGAGUGCCCCUUGGGGGUUUCCAGUGUAUCCCUCUUAA
Molecule: messenger RNA, 1131 nt
Organism: Colletotrichum gloeosporioides
Lineage: Eukaryota; Fungi; Ascomycota; Sordariomycetes; Glomerellales; Glomerellaceae
Exons: 1
Coding region: 1-1131 (376 amino acids)
Source: RefSeq, a predicted model, not a curated record